GUAUGGCGGUGUAGUCGCGCCCCCUGAAGACGGACAGUUUCCUGCUUCCCUUCACCAGAACCAGACCCGAACCCAGCGGGCGGGGUUCGGUUAGCAGCACCGCGGACGGGCGGAAGAUGGCGAAGACGUACGACUACCUGUUCAAGCUGCUGCUCAUCGGGGACAGCGGCGUCGGGAAGACAUGUCUCCUCUUCCGGUUCAGCGAGGACGCCUUCAACACCACCUUCAUCUCCACCAUCGGAAUCGACUUUAAAAUCAGAACCAUCGAACUGGACGGAAAGAAAAUCAAGCUUCAGAUCUGGGACACAGCGGGCCAGGAGAGGUUCAGGACCAUCACAACUGCCUAUUACAGAGGCGCCAUGGGCAUCAUGCUGGUGUACGACAUCACCAACGAGAAGUCCUUUGAUAACAUCAGGAACUGGAUACGCAACAUCGAGGAGCAUGCGUCUUCAGACGUGGAGAGAAUGAUCCUGGGAAACAAAUGUGACAUGGACGACAGGAGACAAGUGUCCAAGGAGAGAGGAGAGAAGCUGGCAAUCGAUUACGGGAUCAAGUUCCUGGAAACGAGCGCGAAGUCGAGCAUCAACGUGGAAGAAGGAUUCCUCACACUCGGCAGAGAUAUCAUGACUCGACUGAACAGGAAGAUGGUGAGUUUACUAGAGACAGACAGACAGACCGACAUCAGCCCGUCAGCAGGGGGGGGGUCAGUGAAGAUCACACAGUCUCGCUCCAAGAAGACCUUCAGGUGUUCACUGCUGUAGCUCCUCCCCUAGUUCCUCGUUGCAGGAGACCAAAAGCAUAGAACAAAAUGAGGAAGAACGUUUUUUUCUUCGUCAUUGUGAUGAAGACGACGACGAAGAUCACAUAAUGCACUGAGGUCACAAUGUCUCACUGAGUUUUUACAUAAUCUCUUUAAAUGUUUAAUUCUAAAACCUUUUAACCAAAGUAUUGCAUAUUUCACGGAGCUGAUUGUUACUGAUAUAUAUGUAUAAAUAAUAUAUACAUAUUGUGUACAUUUAGAGAUACUCAUUUUGACACAUUUUAACAACAAAAAAACGGAACAUAGGAAUAUAGUGUUUUAAUUUAUUUUGAACCAAAGUUUUCAUAGUAUUGUUUUAUUCCGUUCUGUAAUUGUCAAUAUAAGAAAAAUCUAAAGGAAUUAACGGUAAAAACAUAUCUUUGAAUCGGAAUGCUGCGUUCAGGUCUCCUGUAAAACUGAGUGUUCAAUCUGUCUGACAAGUUUUUGAUACCUUUCUGUAUUUUUGUAUUUUUCCCUUUUCUUUAACAUGAAGAGUUGAUUUUGUAAACAUUUCAUAAGAUUUCUGUUUAUCAAAAUGUUUGAAUUCUUAUUUUUAUAUGAAUCAAAGAAUGUCUAAAAUAUGUAAUGUCUUAAAAGAUUUUAUUGAAAUGUGA
This is a messenger RNA of Pungitius pungitius (ninespine stickleback), 1413 nucleotides long. Its product is annotated as ras-related protein Rab-8B. The record is from RefSeq and is a predicted model, not a curated record. Gene Ontology annotation, molecular function: GTPase activity; GTP binding. Gene Ontology annotation, biological process: protein secretion; endocytic recycling; protein localization to plasma membrane. Gene Ontology annotation, cellular component: trans-Golgi network transport vesicle; endosome; synaptic vesicle. Lineage: Eukaryota; Metazoa; Chordata; Actinopteri; Perciformes; Gasterosteidae. The coding region runs from base 117 to 761 and encodes 214 amino acids. The transcript has 8 exons.